AUGGAAGGAGCAAAAGCAACCCAAGGGGCAAGGAAUGGUGUGCAGAACAGCCUAGACACAGAUCCAGUCAGGCUCAGGGAACAAUCUGCAGAGAAUUCGUGGCCUAAGCUGUUUUCCCUGCCUGUUUAUUUUUUGAAAAUUUACACCUCUGCUUUAAACUGCUUCAUCAUCUGCACCUAUCCAAAGUUGUUUUAUUGGAAGAACAUGUUCCUCUGCAAUUUAAAAAAAUUUUUUUUUCUUUUUUUAAUUACCACUGCUCAGACCCAGUCUCAUCACACUGCAGAUGGAAACCGAGAUUGCCGCAACCCAGAGCUAGCUCCUGGCAGGACAGGACACCAGCAAAUCUCACGCGGUGUGAUGGGGAGCAAAGGAGGAAGGCGGCUGGCCAGGACUGAGCGCCUGGUGGGCUGGGGUCUCGCCGGGCAACGACCUGUCAAGCCCGGGGUCUCGGGUCCCCCCAGCACACGCCUACAGCUGGGACACGACCUGGGGCAUUUCAGCCUCCGCAGCAGAGAUCUCCCUCUUGCCUGA
This is a messenger RNA of Rangifer tarandus platyrhynchus (Svalbard reindeer), 531 nucleotides long. NCBI's taxonomy places the organism in Eukaryota, Metazoa, Chordata, Mammalia, Artiodactyla, Cervidae. The record is from the annotation of a GenBank genome assembly.